UUUUCCCUCCGCCUUCCCUUCCCGAGUCCCCUGCGGGUGCAGCAUGAAGUGCAGCGAUGGCAAGGCGAGGUAAGACGGUCGUGAGGACGCUGGAAGAUUUGACGCUGGACUCCGGUUAUGGUGGCGCCGCGGACUCGGUGCGCUCCUCCAACCUGUCGCUCUGCUGCUCGGAUUCCCAGCCGGCGCACGCCUAUGGAGGAAACUGCUGGCCGCAGCUAACCGACUCCAUGCACAGUCGGCACAACAGCUUCGACACCGUCAACACCGUCCUCGUGGAAGACUCGGAGGCGCUGGACUGCGCGGGGCAGCAGUGCCCGCGCCUCCUGCCCGACCUCGAGGAGGUGCCCUGGAGCGUGGAGGAGGUGGAGGCGCUGCUGCCGCUGCGGCCGCCGGGCUGCGGCGGGCGGGAUGCGGCCGCGCGCCUCUCCACGCUCGUGAGCCGGGCGCUCGUGCGCAUCGCGCGCGAGGCGCAGCGCCUCAGCCUGCGCUUCGCCAAGUGCACCAAGCACGAGGUGCAGAGCGCCCUGGAGAUCGUGCUGGGCUGGACGCUGGCGGCGCGCUGCACGGCCGCCGCGCUCGCCGCCCUCUCGCUCUACAACAUGAGCGGCAGCGGCGGCGACCGCUUCAGCCGCGGCAAGUCGGCGCGCUGCGGGCUCGCCUUCUCCGUGGGCAAGUUCUACCGCUGGAUGGUGGACAGCCGCGUGGCGCUGCGCAUCCACGAGCACGCCGCCAUCUACCUCACGGCCGCCACCGAGAGCCUCUUCCGCGACAUCCACGCGCGCGUCGUGGCCGGGCCCGCCGCCCCGCCGCCCGGCCGCCCCGCCGGCCCCGCCGGCGCCGCCGCGGCCGCGGCCGACAAGGAGAAGGAGGGCGGCGAGGCGCCCCGCUUCACCCUCGAGGCGCUGGAGCACACGGUCAGCAACGACCCCGAGCUCUGGGGCUUGCUGCAGCCCUACCAGCACCUCAUCUGCGGCAAGAACGCGAGCGGUGUUCUCUGCCUGCCGGACAGCCUGAACCUCCACAARGACCAGGCGAGGUCCAACAAGCCCGGGGAGGUGCAGAUGUUCAGCCAGUCGGAGCUAAGGACCAUCGAGCAGUCCCUGCUGGCCACGCGCGUGGGGAGCAUUGCUGAACUCAGUGACCUGGUGUCCCGCGCCAUGCACCACCUGCAGCCGCUCAACGCCAAGCAGCCGGGCAACGGCACGCCGCUGCACCACAGGCAGGGCUCGCUCUACUGGGAGCCCGAGGCCCUCUACACGCUCUGCUACUUCAUGCACUGCCCGCAGAUGGAGUGGGAGAACCCCAACGUGGAGCCCUCCAAAGUCACGCUGCAGACGGAGAGGCCCUUCAUCGUGCUGCCUCCGCUGAUGGAGUGGAUCCGGGUGGCCGUGGCGCACGCCGGCCACCGCCGCAGCUUCUCCGUGGACAGCGACGACGUGCGGCAGGCGGCGAGGCUCCUGCUGCCCGGCGUGGACUGCGAGCCUCGACAGCUCAAGAUCGACGACUGUUUCUGUGCAUCUCGGAAACUGGAUGCAGUUGCCACAGAAGCGAAGUUCAAGCAGGACCUGGGGUUCCGAAUGCUGAAUUGUGGCCGAACAGAUCUAGUUAAACAGGCCAUAUCCUUGCUGGGCCCGGAUGGAAUUAACAGCAUGAGUGAGCAGGGCAUGACUCCACUGAUGUAUGCUUGUGUCAGGGGUGAUGAGGCUAUGGUGCAGAUGCUGCUAGAUGCUGGAGCAGAUCUGAAUGCAGAGGUUGUCAGUACUGCUCAUAAAUACCCAUCCGUCCACCCUGAGACCCGCCAUUGGACAGCUCUGACAUUUGCUGUGUUGCAUGGACAUAUUCCUGUAGUUCAGCUGUUGCUGGAUGCUGGAGCAAAGGUAGAAGGUUCUUUGGAGCAUGGAGAGGAAAAUUACUCUGAAACUCCUUUACAGUUGGCAGCAGCAGCUGGAAAUUUUGAACUGGUUAGUUUGCUGCUGGAGCGAGGAGCUGACCCCAUGAUAGGCACAAUGUACAGGAACGGCAUUUCCAUGACUCCACAAGGUGACAUGAACUCUUUCAGUCAGGCUGCUGCGCAUGGACACAGGAAUGUGUUUCGUAAGCUCCUCGCUCAGCCCGAGAAAGAGAAGAGCGAUAUUCUGUCCCUGGAGGAGAUCCUGGCAGAGGGGAAUGACCUGCCCGAUUCUGCAGCAGCUCCGCUUUGCGCCAGCCGCAACAGCAAGGCCAAGCUGAAGGCCCUGAAGGAAGCCAUGUACCACAGUGCUGAACACGGAUAUGUGGACGUGACCAUCGACAUCAGGAGCAUAGGUGUUCCCUGGACGCUGCACACGUGGCUGGAGUCCCUGCGAACGUCCUUCCAGCAGCACAGAAGACCCCUCAUCCAGUGCUUGCUCAAGGAAUUCAAAACCAUUCAGGAAGAAGAGUACACAGAGGAGCUCAUCACACAGGGGUUGCCUUUGAUGUUUGAGAUACUGAAAGCGAGCAAGAAUGAAGUUAUAAGUCAGCAGCUGUCCGUCAUUUUCACGCAUUGCUACGGACCCUACCCGAUUCCAAAGCUUGUUGAAAUUAAGCGCAAGCAGACCUCUCGCUUAGAUCCGCAUUUUCUUAACAACAAAGAGAUGUCAGAUGUUACAUUUCUGGUGGAAGGAAGACCAUUUUAUGCGCAUAGAGUGUUGCUAUUUACUGCAUCACCAAGGUUUAAAGCGCUGCUGUCCAGCAAGCCCGCAGCUGAUAGUACUUGUAUUGAGAUCAACUAUGUGAAGUACCCCAUCUUUCAGCUGGUUAUGCAGUAUCUUUAUUACGGAGGUGCAGAGUCACUGCUGAUUAAAAAUAAUGAAAUCAUGGAGCUUCUCUCUGCUGCUAAAUUUUUCCAGCUUGAAGCUUUACAACGACACUGUGAGAUCAUUUGUGCAAAAAGCAUUAAUACAGAAAACUGUGUGGAUAUUUAUAAUCAUGCCAAGUUCCUCGGAGUCACAGAACUCUCUGCCUAUUGCGAAGGCUACUUUCUAAAAAAUAUGAUGGUCCUCAUUGAGAAUGAAGCUUUCAAACAGCUGCUGUAUGACAAGAACGGAGAAACAUCUGGUCAAAACGUACUGCAGGACUUACAGAGGACGUUGGCCACAAGGAUUCAGUCAAUUCAUUUGUCUUCUUCAAAGGGCUCCAUUGUAUAAAGCUGAGGAAGGCGRCAACACUCCAAUAAAGACCCUGCAAGCUAAGUCUCCCGUUGCAGUUGUUUAAAUGAAUAUUAAAAAAAGAAAAAUCUCCUUCACAUCCAAAUAGUUCUGUGUUGGCCAAAGGUGCUGCGUUGCGGCGGCGGCCUCGUCGGGAUGAGGGAAUGCAGAACACGUAGCUCCUUGCUCUGAGCAGCAGGGAUAGAGCCCUGCUUGUCAGUGAAUCGCUGUUGUAGUCGCGUUCUGAACACACGAGUGGUCGCGGAGCCAGAUGCCAAUAAGAGCCAGAACCCGCAUCAAUGAACAGCAGAAGCCCCUGCCUGUGCAGUGAUGCCGUGGAGGACCUAAAUUAGUGAUUUAAGGCUGUUUUGCUCCACAGUGUCACCCAUUUAAGAACUAUAUCUCUCCCGGAGUCCAUUAUCGUGUGCAUUUAAGAGAUGUAAGAACUGCGAGUUGCCGUUGAGCAAUGAUUGACUGUGCUAGAGAGUGGGUAAGACUGUUGUAACUGAGGAAAUAGACUGGCAGAUUUUUAGGGGUGGGAACUUUUUAAAUUGUUCAUAAAAAAAUAAAGGGGUGGCCUUGUAGUUUAAAAACUAUUUCUUAAGUUUAAAUUUUCAUUUUCGASAGAGCUGUGUUUGGGAACCUAUGUAAUGUUUUGUUUUGGUUUUUUUAAUGGUAAAAUGUACAUUGUGUAAACAUAACCU
Messenger RNA from Nothoprocta perdicaria, 3871 nucleotides. It is a transcript of the gene ABTB3, whose product is annotated as BTB domain containing 11. The transcript is spliced from 17 exons. The coding region runs from base 57 to 3167 and encodes 1036 amino acids. The record is from RefSeq and is a predicted model, not a curated record. NCBI's taxonomy places the organism in Eukaryota, Metazoa, Chordata, Aves, Tinamiformes, Tinamidae. Gene Ontology annotation, molecular function: protein heterodimerization activity.